Syngnathus typhle (broad-nosed pipefish) is the source of this 411-nucleotide messenger RNA. Its product is annotated as histone H3. Gene Ontology annotation, molecular function: protein heterodimerization activity; DNA binding; structural constituent of chromatin. Gene Ontology annotation, cellular component: nucleosome. Lineage: Eukaryota; Metazoa; Chordata; Actinopteri; Syngnathiformes; Syngnathidae. The transcript has a single exon. Bases 1 to 411 code for a protein of 136 amino acids. The record is from RefSeq and is a predicted model, not a curated record.
AUGGCUAGGACUAAGCAGACAGCACGUAAAUCCACCGGAGGCAAAGCCCCCAGGAAGCAGCUGGCAACCAAGGCUGCUCGCAAGAGCGCCCCGGCCACCGGUGGCGUCAAAAAACCACAUCGUUAUAGGCCCGGUACCGUGGCACUUCGAGAGAUCCGUCGUUACCAGAAGUCCACCGAGCUGCUCAUUCGUAAGCUGCCCUUCCAGCGUCUGGUCAGGGAGAUCGCCCAGGACUUCAAAACCGAUCUGCGCUUCCAGAGCUCCGCAGUGAUGGCUCUGCAAGAGGCUAGCGAGGCGUACCUGGUUGGCCUGUUCGAGGACACCAACCUUUGCGCUAUCCACGCCAAGCGGGUCACCAUCAUGCCUAAAGACAUCCAACUGGCGCGUCGUAUCCGCGGCGAGCGAGCUUAA